AUGGCAGUGGUGGCUGAGUCCCGGGUUUCUGGGCUGAUAUAUCAGUUUCAGCUACAGCUGGCUCGGCCUAUGUCCAUUGGUGCCCAUGACGAGGAGGGCUCAGCUUGCAUGUGGAAGGCCCUCACUUCCAUUGCACUCCUGGGGGUGGGAGUGAACAUGCUGAAUGUCUUUCUGACAUGGCACCAUGCACAAGAGGCCGAGAUCAUUGCCUAUCCCCAUCUCUGCAUCAGGCCCAAGUCCUUUCCCUGGGGAGCCGGUAACCAUAUUCUAUUCCAUAAUCCUCAUACGAAUGCACUUCUCAUCGGCUAUGAAGAUUAA
This is a messenger RNA of Myotis brandtii (Brandt's bat), 318 nucleotides long. RefSeq names its product cytochrome c oxidase subunit 6A1, mitochondrial. Gene Ontology annotation, molecular function: enzyme regulator activity. Gene Ontology annotation, biological process: mitochondrial electron transport, cytochrome c to oxygen. The transcript has a single exon. NCBI's taxonomy places the organism in Eukaryota, Metazoa, Chordata, Mammalia, Chiroptera, Vespertilionidae. Gene Ontology annotation, cellular component: mitochondrial inner membrane. Bases 1 to 318 code for a protein of 105 amino acids. The record is from RefSeq and is a predicted model, not a curated record.